AUGGCGACUUUGGGGUGGGAGGAAGGCGGAGGUGGGUGGAGAUGGCGACGGCGGUUGUUUGCUUGGGAGGAGGAUAGUGUGAGGGAGUGUGUGAAUUUAUUGAAUAACAUUAUUUUGCAGGUUAAUUCACAGGACAACUGGUGUUGGUUGCUUGAUCCUAUUCACGGAUAUUCGGUUAGUGGGACUUACCGUUUCCUAACAUCUUUUGAGGAUCAGGAUGUGGUUGCUACAAACACAGAUGUGUGGCAUAAAUUGGUUCCUACAAAAGUUUCUCUUUUUGCAUGGCGUUUAUUGAAAGAUAGAAUUCCGACAAGGUCGAAUUUGGCGCGUCGACACGUUAUUCAAGCUUCUGACACUUUGUGUGUUGGAGGAUGUGGUCUCAUUGAGACGGCGGAGCAUCUUGUUUUAGGUUGUGAAUUGUUUUGGAAAGUUUGGUAUUUAUUAUAUCACUGGAUUGGUAUUUCUUAUGUUCUUCCAGAUUCGGUUACGGAUCACUACUUUCAGUUUACUCAUUUGGUGGGUAUGCCACGAGCUUCAUAUUUUUAUCUUAAGGUUAUUUGGCUUGCCUGUGUAUGGGCAAUAUGGAAGGAGAGAAAUAACUGUUUAUUCAAAAAUACAGUAAUUGAUCCUUACAAUAUUGUCGAAAAGGUGAAGCUGGAUUCUUUUUUAUGGCUCUCGUCAAAUUCUGUAUCUUUGGCUUUUGGUUUUCAUGAUUGGUGGAGGCACCCACUUCUUUGUAUAGGGGCUGCCUAA
Medicago truncatula (barrel medic) is the source of this 753-nucleotide messenger RNA. RefSeq lists its product as uncharacterized. The transcript has a single exon. NCBI's taxonomy places the organism in Eukaryota, Viridiplantae, Streptophyta, Magnoliopsida, Fabales, Fabaceae. The record is from RefSeq and is a predicted model, not a curated record. The coding region runs from base 1 to 753 and encodes 250 amino acids.